CGUCAUCUUCAUGCACCGACUUCCGGGCCAUUCCUCCUUCCAGAAGAAGCGUGUUGAAGAUGGCGGAGAAAACCUCAGUGCCGAGUGAUCUUUACAAAUGCGUGUAUUCAUUCCUGCGGGAUAACAAGUUCGCCAAGGCGGCGGCGCAGUUUCUGAAGCAGACCAAAGUGACUCCACAAGAUGAGAACGAAGAAAACCUCGUUAACAUCUUCAACUUCUGGGUGAAGUCUCCUGAGGCCAAGAAAAGGAAAGCGCCUUCUAAUGAUGGAGCUGCAAGCGCUUCCUCAUCCAAGAAAGCGAAAACCACAACAGAGAGCUCCAGUAGUGAUGACUCAAGCAGCGAGGAUGAAGGAGCUGUUGCAAAACCAACGAAGACAGCCACUGCAGCAGCUACUAAGGUCCCUGCUAAAGCAGCUGCAGCUGCUAAAGCUGCAUCCAGCAGCAGUGAAGACUCCAGUGACUCUGAGGAGGAAAACAAGGCUCCUGCAAAGGCUCCAGUGAAGCAGGUCGCUCCCACUCCUGCUGCAGGAAGCAAAAGAAAAAAGGACAGCAGCUCCAGCAGUGAAGAAUCUGACUCUGAUGAUGCACAGCCUGCAAAAGCCCCUGUGUCAAAAGCCAAACCAGGGGCAGUGACAGAAUCCAAACCAUCUGCUCCUGCUAAAGGUGCCGCAGGGAAAAAAAAGCAGGAGUCCAGCAGCAGUGAAGAUAGUUCCUCUGACUCUGAAGAUGACAAACCAGCUAAGGCUCCAGUCAAAGCUGCUCCAGGCAUAGCCGCUCCAGUCAAAGCUGCUCCAGUCAAAGCCGCUGCAGCUGAAUCGAGCAGUGAAGACUCUUCAUCUGAAGAUGAGGCUCCUCCCAGCAAAAAAAACAAACCUGGAGCGUACAGUGCGGUUCCACCUCCUGCUUCAAUCCAGAAAGCACCAGCUAAACCAGCAGCAAGCAAGGCCAACCCCACUGUGGCCAAAGCCGCUGCAAAGAAGCAGGAAUCAAGCUCAGAUUCAAGCUCCGAUGAAGAGGAGGCAAAGAAGCCACCAGCCAAAGUCACCCCAGCUAAACCUGUACCUGCUAAGGCUGCACCUGCUAAAAAGGACGAUUCAAAUGAAGAUUCAUCAAGUUCAGAGGAUGAAGAGGAGGCAAAGAAACCUGCAGCAAAGGUGACCCCAGCAAAGAAGGUCACAGCUAAACCUGCACCUGCCAAGACCACCCCAGCUAAAAAAGACGAGUCCUCAAGCUCAGACAGCAGCUCUGAAGAUGAGGCUCCUUUGAAGCCUGCCACUAAAACUGCAGCCCCAGCAAAACCUCCUGCUGCAUCCAAACCCCCAAGCAAGGUGGUAGAGAGCAGCUCGGAUUCCUCCUCUGAUGAGGAAGAGCCAGCUAAAGCCAAGCCAGCAGCCAAACCAGCUGCCAAGCCAGCCACCCCAGCUUCAAAGCCUGCUACACCUGCAGCAAAGCCUGCUCCUGCAGCAAAGAGCAGUUCUGACUCCGACUCAUCCUCUGAGGAUGAAGAACCAGUCAAGUCUAAACCUGCAACCCCAGCUUCAAAGCCUGCUACACCUGCAGCAAAGCCUGCUGUAGCAGCAGAGAGUAGCUCAGACUCUUCUUCUGAGGAUGAAGAACCAACAGUAAAAGCCAAGCCAGUAGCAGCUGCUAAACCUGCUACCCCGGCCAAGAAGUCUGUUACACCUACAGCAAAGCCUGCUGCUGCAGCAGAAAGCAGCUCAGACUCAUCUUCUGAGGAUGAAGUACCAAAAGUGAAAGCCAAGCCAGUAGCAGCUGCUAAACCUGCUACCCCAACUUCAAAACCUGCUACACCUGCAGCAAAGCCAGCAGCAGAGAGCAGCUCAGACUCAUCUUCUGAGGAUGAAGAACCACCAGUGAAAGCCAAGCCAGUAACAGCAGCAGCUAAAUCUGCUACCCCGGCCAAGAAGGCUGCUGCAGCAAAGCCAGCAGCAGAGAGCAGCUCAGACUCAUCUUCUGAGGAUGAAGAACCACCAGUGAAAGCCAAGCCAGUAGCUGCUGCAGCUAAACCUGCUACCCCGGCCAAGAAGGCUGCUGCAGCAAAGCCAGCAGCAGAAAGCAGCUCAGACUCAUCUUCUGAGGAUGAAGAACCAACAGUGAAAGCCAAGCCAGUAGCAGCUGCUAAACCUGCUACCCCAACUUCAAAACCUGGUACACCUGCAGCAAAGCCAGCAGCAGAGAGCAGCUCAGACUCAUCUUCUGAGGAUGAAGAACCACCAGUGAAAGCCAAGCCAGUAGCAGCUGCAGCUAAACCUGCUACCCCGGCCAAGAAGGCUGCUACCCCGGCCAAGAAGGCUGCUGCAGCAAAGCCAGCAGCAGAGAGCAGCUCAGACUCAUCUUCUGAGGAUGAAGAACCACCAGUGAAAGCCAAGCCAGUAGCAGCUGCAGCUAAACCUGCUACCCCGGCCAAGAAGGCUGCUACCCCGGCCAAGAAGGCUGCUGCAGCAAAGCCAGCAGCAGAGAGCAGCUCAGACUCAUCUUCUGAGGAUGAAGAACCACCAGUGAAAUCCAAGCCAGUAGCAGCUGCUAAACCUGCUACCCCAACUUCAAAACCUGCUACACCUGCAGCAAAGCCAGCAGCAGAGAGCAGCUCAGACUCAUCUUCUGAGGAUGAAGAACCAUCAGUGAAAGCCAAGCCAGGAGCAGCAGCUAAACCUGCUACCCCGGCCAAGAAGUCUGCUACCCCUGCUAAGAAGCCUGCUACCCCAGCUUCAAAACCUGCUACACCUGCAGCAAAGCCUGCAGCAGAGAGCAGCUCAGAUUCUGACUCUUCUGACGAUGAAGAACCACCAGUGAAAGCUAAGCCAGUAGCAGCGGCUAAACCUGCUACCACAGCAAAAAAGCCUGCUACGCCUGCAUCAAAGCCUGCAGCAGCAGAGAGCAGCUCAGAUUCUGACAGCUCAGCCUCUGAGAAUGAGGCCACCAAACCUGCAGCCAAGAAGCAAGCUCCAGCUAAAGCAGUGGUCCAGAAACCUGCUGCUGCUAAGACUCCUGCUGAAUCCAGUGAUGACAGCUCCAGUGAUGAGGAAGAACCCAAGAAGGUAGCACCGCCACCCAAACCCACACCCACAAAGGCUGCUGCUGCUCCAGCAAAGAAGGCCAAAGAGAGCAGCUCUGAAUCUUCAGAUAGCUCUGACUCCGAGACCAAGGUCACCCCUGCUAAACCUGCAGUCACAAACGGCAAAGCAGCAACACCCAAGACAACCAGUGCAGCAGCCAAGACUCUGGCAAAAAAAGGAGAAUCGUCCAGUGACAGUAGCUCUGAGGAGGAGGAAGAGGCCAAAAGUACAAAAGUGACAAAGGCUCAAAAACCUGCUCCAAAAGCAAAGACAACUCCAGCAGCUAAAGCCAAAGAGAGCAGCAGCUCCUCAGAAAGUUCAUCAGACGAGGAGAAAGCACCCCAAAAAGCAGCCACAGCGCCCACCACUCCCACUGAAAACGGUACCAACGGAAAGAGAAAAAGGGAUGAAGAAUCUUCAGAAAGUGAAGAGGAAGAGACGGAGGUCGUGACACCAAAAAACAAAAAGGCAGCAACUACGCCUCAGACUUUCCCUAAAGCCAACAAAAAGUCUUCCAACGUACCUUUCCGUAGAAUAAGAGAGGAGGACGUUGAUUUGGAUCCCCGUCUUGCAGACAACUCCUUUCACGCAAAGUUUGGAGCCAGAGGGGACUGGGGAGAGAAAGCAAACGAUGUGCUCAAGUUCACAAAAGGCAAGUCAUUCCGCCACGAGAAGACAAAAAAGAAGAGGGGAAGCUACCGCGGCGGUGCCAUCUCCACCACGGUCAACUCUAUUAAGUUUGACAGUGAUUGAGCGCCUCAUCUUCCCGAUUCCUCACACCUGAACUCUGUUGUCCCUGUGUGAUAAAGACUACCGGUUGUCUGGUUCGUCCCUCCACAUCCAGUCUGUCGUUCCCCGCCCAGCCAGUUCAGUGACCAGAGAAAUGAGAAACCGUAAAACCUGAGCCAGCACCAACCGUUUUGUUAGUAGCUGCUCUGGGUUUGUUAUGGAGACAGUCAUCAAACAGUUGUCUGAUGAGGCAACAGGAGAAGGCUGUACCCAACUGUGAAUGCAGACUCUGCCGUUUGACAUCUGCAUGACAUCAUUACACUUAUAGCCACUAGGUGGCUGCACACCACCUGCUGAUGGUAGAAUUCUAGUCUCUGUUGGGCCCUUUUUCAUUUUGAUUUAAUAAUGUAUGUCACGCUUGAAUGAUUUUCUUCUUUUUUUGGGGGGGAGGGGGAGGGGGCAACUUACUUCAUUAUGUGUAUGAAUGACAAACAUCCCAAGUCUACAUUAUGUUUAUGAAAAGGGCUAUUAACUUUAGUGGAUCUGAUUCGAAAUGGUUAGUGGAUCAUGUUUAAAUGGGAGCGGGUGUGUACUCGGGCUUUUUUUCCUUACUUUUACAUACAUACAUCUGAGUAGAGCUGAGUUUUAUACUGUGUAUUUAUUAAGUUUUAUUCCAUUCUGACCUUUAGGACCUCCAUUGCUUGUUCCAAGCUAAUUUCAAGCCAUUUUGCAUUUGUUCAUUGUGACGUUAGGAUGCCCCAGUCAAACCCGUCGUUCCUGUGUUUAUUAUUGGUAUUGAUUUAAUCGUUCAUAAAUUUAACAGCGAUCCAUUAUUUUCUCUCAUUUGAAUUUACUGUAUGUACUUGUAAUUUUUUACUUCUACUUUGUGUAGCUGUAAUUAAAGACCUAAGAAUUCAAA
Molecule: messenger RNA, 4725 nt
Organism: Solea solea (common sole)
Lineage: Eukaryota; Metazoa; Chordata; Actinopteri; Pleuronectiformes; Soleidae
Gene: nolc1
Product: nucleolar and coiled-body phosphoprotein 1
Exons: 13
Coding region: 60-3830 (1256 amino acids)
Cellular component (GO): nucleolus; nucleoplasm
Molecular function (GO): protein binding
Source: RefSeq, a predicted model, not a curated record